Pelobates fuscus (common spadefoot toad) is the source of this 3912-nucleotide messenger RNA. RefSeq names its product chondroitin polymerizing factor 2 (gene CHPF2). The record is from RefSeq and is a predicted model, not a curated record. Gene Ontology annotation, cellular component: Golgi cisterna membrane. Bases 966 to 3818 code for a protein of 950 amino acids. Gene Ontology annotation, molecular function: glucuronosyl-N-acetylgalactosaminyl-proteoglycan 4-beta-N-acetylgalactosaminyltransferase activity. The transcript is spliced from 7 exons. NCBI's taxonomy places the organism in Eukaryota, Metazoa, Chordata, Amphibia, Anura, Pelobatidae.
AGACCUUGCUUUGUAUACACAGAAUCUGAUCCAGAACUACAGAACAUGAUCCAGAACUACAGAGCCUGCUUUAUAUACACAGAACCUGGUCCAGACUUCCAUAGCUUGCUUUGUAUAUACAGAACCUGAUUCAGAACUGCAGAGCCUGUUGUAUAUACACCGAACCUGACCCAGAACUACAGGGCCAUAAAAAACAGAACUUGACCCAGAAAUGUCAACCUGGACCCAAGACUCAGAACCUGAUUCUGAAAAUCAUUAAACUUAAACUGAGACUUUGUGUAGAUCCUCAGAACCUGAACUAGGAACUCCUACAUGAUCCAUACAGGUGGAACAUGAUCCAGAAUCUCAGGCUUUUCUCAGACACUGAGCACUUAUUUCAGAAACUCCAACCUGGUCCAGAAAAGCAGAAUUUGAUCCACACACUCAUAACUUUAUCCAAAAAUAUAGACUAGUCCUUACAUUUAAAAUAUUUUCCAGACACCCAGAACCUGAUCCAGAAAUGCAUAUCUGGAUAAGAUACUCAGGUCCUUAUCCAAAGACUUAAUCCAUAGCUUCUGCACCAGAAAUUCACCCAUCAUUCCUUCAGAAUAUGAUCUAGAAAAUUGAACCUGGUCUAGAUCCUCAGAAACAUAUCCAGAAUCUCAACCAUCAGUCCUUGAUUCAGAAACUAAUACCUAGACUAGACAAUCAGAACCUGAUAGAACACAGUACGUGAAUUCAGUGCUAGAAACCAUCAUCCUUGUAUAAGAAUCUGAUAUGAGAUCUCAGAACCAGGAACCCAGUUCUUCAUACUAGAACACAUAAGUGUAUGGAGAAACUUUGAAUCCGUAAAUAGAAGCUUGCUGCAGAGAGAGAACCGGUAAGCUGAAGAGUAAAAAUGAAUGCCAAACCUCUGGAGCAGUGACUAGUGUGCUCCAUCAAACAUCUCAACCCGUACCUAGAUCAGUGUUAAAGCUUACCCUGGCAUGGGUCCAUCUCUUUCACCAGUGCUUUUGGCCUCCUUAAUUGGAUUCUUAAAGCCUGCCCUACCGCUUAUCCUUGGCCUUUCCUUAGGCUGCAGUCUUAGCCUCCUGCGAGUUUCAUGGAUCCAAGGAGAAGAAGAUAUGUGUACUGGGAGGCACCAGGCUUUUCAGAUGCCACAGGCUGGGGAAGUGAACCCAUUGAUAAAUGAGAUAAAACCCAGAAUUAUUCCUUACAGUCGGAAUCCUCACACGUCUCAUAGGAAGGUACUCAGGACUCGGUACAUCCAGUCAGAACUUGGCUUCAGAGAGCGUCUGUCAGUUCUGGUCUUAUCAUCUCGUCCUACACUGAGCACACUGGCUGUAGCUAUAAACCGAACGCUGUCCCCCCAUGUCAGCCGCUUGAUGUUUUUCACAGGAGCCCGUGGCCCCAAGCUUCCGCAUGGGAUGGAAAUAGUGUCUCACGGGGAUGAACGGCCAGCAUGGCUAAUGUACCACACUCUUCGCUACAUAGAAGUACAUUUAUUGUCUACUUAUGAUUGGUUCUAUGUGACUCAAGAUGACUCAUUCAUUAAUGGAUAUCGUCUAAAGGAGAUGACCAUCCAUCUUAGUCCUGGUCCUCCCCUGUAUGUUGGUCAGCCGAUGGAGUUCAUUGGUGGGCAGGACGACUGGAGAUAUUGUAGUGGUGCUUCAGGAUUCUUGUUGUCUCGGGCACUGCUCCUCCGCCUAGGGCCACAUUUAGAUUUUUGUCGUUCUGAAAUCCUUAGCUCACGGGCAGAUGAAUGGCUGGGUCGCUGUCUUCAGGACACACUUGGAGUGGCAUGUGUGGGACAGUAUCAGGGUUUGCACUAUGUAUCAUUAAAGUUACCACGGAACAUGGAUGUGAAGAGAAUAGAUGGAACCGUGCUAAGCGGCACGCUCUCUGUGCACCCUGUCCGAGACGCCGCAAUCAUGUACAGACUGCAGCGUAAACUCAGUGAGAUUCUCCUCCGUAGAACAUAUCGCCAGAUCCGGCGUUUACAGAAUGAAACCCUGAACCUUUCAUCUUUGACCCCAGAACCAGAAGCCAGUGUUUCUUGGCCAGUUGGUGUCAGCCCCCCUUUCAGUCCCACAUCACGCUUUGACUUGCUAACUUGGGAGUAUUUCACAGAAACACAUUCUUUCUCCUGCCCCGAUGGGAGCCCCAAGUGUCCAUUACAGGGAGUAUGGUUGAGGGAAGUACAGCAGGUCCUUGAGGAGGCUUUAGAGCAGCUAAAUCUUCGUUAUCAGCCUUGGCUACACUUCCGGCUGCAGCGAUUACUUAAUGGAUACAGACGCUUUGACCCUACACGUGGCAUGGAAUACACUCUUGACCUCUUAUUGGAGGCUGUCACAGAGAAUGGACAUAUAGGGGCACUGACCAAACGGUUCAGUCUUCUGCGGCCUUUGAGCCACGUGGAAAUACUUCCCAUGCCAUAUGUGACUGAAGCCACACGUGUACAGUUAGUGCUACCCCUGAUGGCUACAGAUGCUGGACAUGUUGCUGGAUUUCUAGAUGCUUUUGCUACCAACUUGCUUGACCCACAGGAGAAUGUGGCUCUCACUGUGCUGCUGGUGUAUGACGUGCACUUUACAGGACAGGAUAAGGAUGUCUUUGAAGAGAUUAAUGGUAUGAUAUCAGAGUUGGAGAAGAGGUAUUCAUUCCUGCGGGUGGAAAUAAUGAGUGUCAACACUGAAAUGCCUUCCCAGGUUCAACUCAUGGAUGUAGCUUCCAAGAAGCACCCUGUGGACACUCUCUUUUUCCUUGUUGGUGUUUGGAGUGAUGUAACUAGUGAUGCUCUCAAUCGAUGCCGAAUGAAUGCCAUUAGUGCCUGGCAAGUUUUCUCUCCUGUGCACUUUCAGGAAUACAGUCCAGAUGUGUUACGUCAAAGCUUUCAUGCUCAGUCUUCUGCAGACCUUCUAAGGGAUGGACAUUUUGACCGUCUUUCUUCCUCAGAGUUCUGCUUCUAUAAUUCAGACUUCAUGAUGGCACAUGGGAAGAUGGUUCUAGAGAUGGGGGACCAAGAAGAAGAAGAUGGAGAGGGAGGGGAUAUGGAAAUAUUGGAUUUGUUCCUCCGACACUCGGAGCUACAUGUUUUUCGAGCUCUAGAGCCGGCACUGGUCCAAAGAUUCUCAGUACGACAGUGUGGUGCACAUCUGUCUGGAGAUGGAUAUCAUCGCUGUGUAAUCAGCAACCUGGAAGCUCUGGGUUCCCGAAUACACCUUGCUAUGGCUCUGUACGAACAGGACCAGACCAACAUAGAAAGAGGACCCAUGCACUCCAAGCAUCUUCAAAUGUAUUCAUUGGGACAAGGCAUUGUGGACACUCUCUUUUUCCUUGUUGGUGUUUGGAGUGAUGUAACUAGUGAUGCUCUCAAUCGAUGCCGAAUGAAUGCCAUUAGUGCCUGGCAAGUUUUCUCUCCUGUGCACUUUCAGGAAUACAGUCCAGAUGUGUUACGUCAAAGCUUUCAUGCUCAGUCUUCUGCAGACCUUCUAAGGGAUGGACAUUUUGACCGUCUUUCUUCCUCAGAGUUCUGCUUCUAUAAUUCAGACUUCAUGAUGGCACAUGGGAAGAUGGUUCUAGAGAUGGGGGACCAAGAAGAAGAAGAUGGAGAGGGAGGGGAUAUGGAAAUAUUGGAUUUGUUCCUCCGACACUCGGAGCUACAUGUUUUUCGAGCUCUAGAGCCGGCACUGGUCCAAAGAUUCUCAGUACGACAGUGUGGUGCACAUCUGUCUGGAGAUGGAUAUCAUCGCUGUGUAAUCAGCAACCUGGAAGCUCUGGGUUCCCGAAUACACCUUGCUAUGGCUCUGUACGAACAGGACCAGACCAACAGUACCUAGAAGGUUACGAAAAAUGUAGACAUAUUCUGUUACAUAUCCUGAAGGCUGUUCACUAAUGCAAAUAAAUUAGGACUGACCAUUCUCUGUAAAGUUA